This is a messenger RNA of Drosophila navojoa, 950 nucleotides long. RefSeq names its product glucosamine 6-phosphate N-acetyltransferase (gene Gnpnat). Lineage: Eukaryota; Metazoa; Arthropoda; Insecta; Diptera; Drosophilidae. Gene Ontology annotation, molecular function: glucosamine 6-phosphate N-acetyltransferase activity. The record is from RefSeq and is a predicted model, not a curated record.
GACAGCCAAACAAAGCCGCGUGAGCGGUAAAUCGGUUCGCAAUUUUCUUUCGCUUUGCACCACUCGAAUGCCGCUUCAGUCUCACUCUAACUUUGGUUCCUGAUAGUUGUUGGCAAAACAGCGGAAAAAAAACUUCCGCCCCAACGAUACGUCGCAGCUACUGUAUUAUUAGUUUUAUCUAUAUAUCAUACGUAAAUAACUGAUAAAUAAAAAUGCAAGAGACGUACCUGUAUGAUCCGAAUGUGCUGCUCAAGCUUGACUUUCAUCGUAGCCCAGCUAAAUUUCAGCCUUUCAUCUCGGCUGCCAAUCCGGGAGAGUCGUGGCUGCAAGUGCGCCCAUUGAAGGAUACGGACUAUGAUCGCGGCUUUCUGCAGUUACUCUCUCAGCUCACGAAUGUAGGCAAUAUAACACGUACACAAUUUCUGACACGCUUCUCGCAGAUGAAGGCCAGCGGUGAUUACUAUGUGACGGUCAUUGAGGACACACGGAAGGGCGAGAUAAUUGGUGCUGCCUCGCUCAUCAUUGAGCGCAAAUUUAUACACAAUUGUGCAGUGCGCGGACGCCUUGAGGAUGUAGUAGUGAAUGACACGUAUCGUGGCAAGCAGCUGGGCAAGCUCAUUGUUGUUACCGUGUCGCUGCUAGCCGAGCACCUUGGCUGCUACAAAAUGUCGCUGGACUGCAAGGACAAGCUCAUCAAGUUCUAUGAAACUCUGGGCUAUGUUCUCAUACCCGGCAACUCGAAUUCUAUGACCAUACGCUACGACGAGGAUACGCCAACAUUAAAGCGUAACUCCACAUCGGCUGCCACUGGCGCUGCUGGCGAUGCUUACCAAACUAACUCACAAUUUUACAAUUUUUUCUCUCCUUUCUGCUACUGAAUGUGGGCGGCGCCCGUUUUUUGUUUAAAUCUAAUAAGGUCGUUGUUAUAAUGCCCUUCAAGAGCACGUUCA